CAGAAAUCCCCUCCACAGUUGAACAUUCUUCGAUACUUUCCAUUCUAGGGCCUUAUCAAUAUCCCUUACCUGAGCCUCAAAAUCUACGGGAACGGUUGAAUUUUUUUGAAUUGAAGGGAACUCCGGAUUUUGUAGGACAUGCAAAUCAUAUGGUGCACUAUUUCCGGAAAACUUGGGAUGUUGGUUACUCGUCUGCUUUACCAUAGCCACCGUUUUUGGUUACUCAUGAAAAUUAAUGGAUGCAAUGUAUGAACAGUCUGAAUUUAUAGAGAAGGAAUUAGAGCAGAUGACAGAACAGAUCAAAUCAAUUAUUCAGACCCCAAAUGCCAACCAGGGAGGAGAACUUGAGGCAGUUGAUGGGAUGACACCUUUAGAUGUAGUUGUCCGGAUUUUAAACAAUCAACUAAGUUAUUUAAUGUGUGUUGAUGAGAAGGCCGAAGAAUUUUCUUCUCGUAUUCAGAGGAUUGCUAGCCAAGUUUCUGCUGCAGAUUGCGAACUGAUGGGUCCAAAGUUCUGAAAGUCCUGAUAUCUGGAAUUGUAAUCUACCUCAAAUUUUUUUAUUUUUUCAAAAUCAGCUUGUGCUGUCAAGAUUAGUAAAUGAAGGCAGAGGAAAAGGUUUCAUUAUACCUGUGUUUUUUAUGCAUUAAAUGCAUUUGUAGUGUCUAUUGAUGUUUUUCAUUUGUAGGAAUAGAUAUUCUCUUUAAUAGCAUUUUGAGAAUCUCUAGCAGUGAAAUUAGGUUGUAAAUGGUGAUUGUAGCCA
Messenger RNA from Quercus lobata, 760 nucleotides. Its product is annotated as nuclear pore complex protein NUP62-like. Gene Ontology annotation, cellular component: nuclear pore central transport channel; nuclear pore. Bases 236 to 517 code for a protein of 93 amino acids. Gene Ontology annotation, biological process: RNA export from nucleus; protein import into nucleus. The transcript has 4 exons. Lineage: Eukaryota; Viridiplantae; Streptophyta; Magnoliopsida; Fagales; Fagaceae. The record is from RefSeq and is a predicted model, not a curated record. Gene Ontology annotation, molecular function: structural constituent of nuclear pore; phospholipid binding.